This is a messenger RNA of Dermacentor andersoni, 829 nucleotides long. RefSeq lists its product as uncharacterized. The record is from RefSeq and is a predicted model, not a curated record. NCBI's taxonomy places the organism in Eukaryota, Metazoa, Arthropoda, Arachnida, Ixodida, Ixodidae.
UCUAACAUAUGGUACCUAACCAGAAGAAAUUUCGUCGAACUCUCGGUCAAGAGCGCUUACUCGUCUGACGUUCCCUCCUGCCAGCCGUCUCGGGAUGCCCAAAGUGAGUGCGUGCCAUAGUUGGAGAUUAUCAUCAUCAGAAUUUCUGGCGUGUGUCGGAUUAAGCCCUCGACAUCGGCCGCCGCCCCGACUGCGAGCAGGUGGAGCCCUGGCUUCGCAGCAGGAAAUACGUAUGCGGCGCGCCGUGCACCGGCGUCAGAGCCAGGGCAUGGUGAUCCGGCCGCCGACCCUGCGCGAGACGUCGGAGCCGCCGCUGCCCGAGGUGGACGAGAACUUCGAUCUGCACCCGAGCCGCUUCGAGGUGUUCCGCUGGCGGCUCAACGAGUUCCUCAACCAGGGUCACAUGAUGCUGCUCGUGCUGAGGACGCACGUGCACGACUGCAACCCGCACUACGCGACCGAGUUCGAGCACGCCGUGCUCUACUACUCCAUGAUCAAGAUCGAACUGGACGACUACUUCGACACCGUGGUGCACUACAGUAUGAAGGCCUUCAACCAGCGCGACAUCAAGUGGUGGCCGGACACGCUCUUCAAGCGCGUCGCCAUCGUCAUCUUCGCCGUGCUCGACAAGGUGGAGGUGCAGACGCUCGACUACUACGUCAACAAGGACAACCUCAAGGAGCUGUUCCGGCACUUGCAGUGGGAGAACUACCUCUUCAACUGGAAGAUCGCCCUCGACCCGUCGCCCUCGCCUAGCACCACCUUCGUACCGUAGGGACUGAGCGCGCCUCCUUUCCCCCGAGCCUUCGCAGUAAAAAUGCGCAAACGA